AUGUCUCUCAAAGUUUCUGCCUCCGCGAUAUGGCUCCUGGCUUCCUUGGUAAGCGGAAAUGUUGCGCCUCGUUCUGCCACCAUCUCGUUCCAGGACAACAUCAUCGCUGAGGCUGGUGGCAUGCAUAACAUCCACAUCCAAUACAAUGUACCCUUGAGCGGAGAGCUCGCCAUCCACUACGGAGACUGCGGAGCCGUCACGGCCGAUGACUGCGAUCAUGCGCUGGGAUCUACACACGUUGGGAGCCAUCCAUUGGCGGCUAGACACAUCUCACAUCCAGCGCAGCGACCGGCAAGAUUCGUAUGGCUACCUUCACUUGAAACCACGAGUGGUGGCUGCUUGCACGCAUUUUCUGGGAACACUUUGGUCGGCAGGUCUUCGCCCGUGACCAUCUCAAGUAGAAAGCAGAAACGAUGGACUGCGGCUGCCGAUGUCAUGGACGCCGAGGGCCCUUGGUUCGAUGGCGUUGAAUACCUGCAAGAAAAGGAACCAACCGAAGUCUUUGUCGCCGCUACCAAGUCCAGGACAAUCGGCAUUCUUGGGGGAGGCAUGGGCGGACUGAUGACCGCGCAUAUCUUGGACAGCGUUGGUUUCCACAACUAUACCAUACUGGAGGCCAGCACUCGCAUCGGUGGAAGGGUACAUACCUCGUACUUGAACAACACUCGAAGCGAUGAGUAUCAGUACCAAGAGAUGGGUCCCAUGCGAUUUCCAGUCUCCAUCACCUACGAUGAUCCUGCGGAGACCCUCGAGAUUCAAGACCAUCGCCUGGUCUUCCAGCUCGCCGACUCUUUGAACGACCAAAACAAUCAUGAUCCUGCCUACAAAGUCAACUUCAUCCCAUGGAUACAGUCCUCUUCCAAUAACCCGAGGGCGUCACCCGCUACGAACGCUUCCUACUCGAACGCAACGGAGAUCGCUCUGGCGUCCACGGCAUAUGAAGACUGGCUCGACCUUGAUCGCGAGAAGUUUCGGUCCAUUGCGAGCAAUGUUUUCCGCGCACACAAAUGGGCUGUUGACAACGGCUACUUUCACUUUUCCGAAGCCGGCUACCUCAACUAUGCUCUUGGGAUCGACGCCAACAUCACAGAUCAAGUGGAUGAUAUCUCGGACUCGUCCCCAUCGUGGUCAUACGAUUCUGUAUACUUCUCCGCCACAGAGUGGCGCACUAUCGAUCAGGGUCUCUCCCGUCUCCCGGCUGCCUUUGGUCCUCAAGUGCUCAACCGGACAAUACUCAACGCCACAGUCGAUUCUCUCGACUGGGAUCCGACCGCGAAGAAGAUGACAAUUCACUACCGCAACACCACCGCGAAAUCCAUUCCAUUCCCUGCUUUAUCUGACCUCACCGUGGACAACACCAUCGUCGCCAUUCCAUUUCCAAAGCUACGUCUCGCCCGCCUGCCACCGUUCACUUCACUUCUCUCCCGCGCCAUCGAUCGACUUGGCUACGAACCGAGCUGCAAAGUCGCCCUCCACUACAGCUCUCGUUUCUGGGAACACUUGCCCGAGCCGAUCAUCGGCGGCUGCGGCUCAACUGACAUACCCGCUAUUGGAUCUGUCUGCUACCCCAGCUACGCCAUCAACUCCACCGGUCCAGGAGUCCUCCUUGGAUCGUACAUCUCUGGCGACCUCGCUCGUUCCGUCGGGACCUUGACUGCAGACGAGCAUGCCGCGUAUGUCCAGCGUGCGAUGGUGAAGAUCCAUGGCCCUGCUGCGGAAGAGGAAUACACGGGUAUCUACGACCGCAUCUGCUGGGAGCAGGUCGAAUUUCAAGGUGGCGCCUGGGCUUCGCCAAAGGUGGGCCAACAAGACCUGUACCUACCAAGCUAUUUCCGCACGGAGAUGGGUACGGUAGUGAUCGGCGAGCAUACUAGCUAUACGCAUGCCUGGAUCUUCAGUGCGUUGGAGUCUGCUGUGCGUGGGACGACGCAAUUGAUGCUGGACUUGGGCUUGGUCGAUGAGGCGAAGGCGAUUACGGAGAAGUGGAUGGCAAGGUGGAUGAGUAUGUGA
Zymoseptoria tritici IPO323 is the source of this 2010-nucleotide messenger RNA. RefSeq lists its product as uncharacterized. Gene Ontology annotation, molecular function: polyamine oxidase activity; L-amino-acid oxidase activity. The transcript is spliced from 2 exons. Bases 1 to 2010 code for a protein of 669 amino acids. NCBI's taxonomy places the organism in Eukaryota, Fungi, Ascomycota, Dothideomycetes, Mycosphaerellales, Mycosphaerellaceae. Gene Ontology annotation, biological process: amino acid catabolic process. The record is from RefSeq and is a predicted model, not a curated record.